Coregonus clupeaformis (lake whitefish) is the source of this 1367-nucleotide messenger RNA. RefSeq names its product dnaJ homolog subfamily B member 14. Gene Ontology annotation, cellular component: endoplasmic reticulum membrane. Gene Ontology annotation, molecular function: Hsp70 protein binding. The record is from RefSeq and is a predicted model, not a curated record. Lineage: Eukaryota; Metazoa; Chordata; Actinopteri; Salmoniformes; Salmonidae. Gene Ontology annotation, biological process: cellular response to misfolded protein.
AUGUAUUGUUCAGUGGUCCUCUGUGCUCAGCUGGUAGAGCACGGCGCUUGUGCCAAGCCGGGGGAGGAAGAAAGAUGGGAAGGGAACAGAGGCGAAGCAGAAAAAUGUAUAAAUAUAGCAACUAAAGCUCUUGAAGCAGACAAAGACAAGGCGGUGAAAUUCUUAAAUAAAGCAGAGAAGCUCUAUCCAACCCACAAAGCAAAAGCCUUGUUGGACACCUUGACGAGGAACGGCAGCUCUGCGGGGAAUGGCGCGCACUGCAGACAGCGCACUACAGACAGCUCCUCGGAGAGCACCAAUGCCCGGCCUGGUGGGGAGGGCCAGGAGGCCGGAGGGGAGCCCAGCACCAAGGGCUUCACCAAGGACCAGGUGGAGGGAGUGCAGAGGAUAAAGCGGUGUAAGGAUUACUAUGAAGUCCUGGGCAUCAGUAAGGAGGCCAAUGAGGAGGAGCUGAAGAAAGCCUACAGGAAACUAGCGCUAAAGUUCCACCCAGACAAAAACCAAGCCCCCGGAGCCACAGAGGCCUUCAAAAAGAUCGGCAACGCGUAUGCCGUGCUCAGCAACACGGACAAGAGAAAGCAGUAUGACCUCACGGGAGCAGAGGACACCAGCCCUGGCCACGCCCACGGCCAAGGGUUUGACUUCCACCGAGGCUUCGAGGCUGACAUCACUCCCGAGGACCUCUUCAACAUGUUCUUCGGAGGAGGAUUCCCCUCUUCGGCUGCCCACACAUUCACCAACGGCAGGGCACGAUACAGCCAGCAGACGGACCAAAGACGGGAGAGAGCAGAGGAGAGGGGAGAGGGAGGGUUCUCCAUGUUUAUCCAGCUGAUACCCAUCGUUGUACUGAUCCUGGUGUCCAUCCUGAGCCAACUGAUGGUGUCCACACCCCCCUACAGCCUCUACUCCAGACCGUCCACAGGGCAGACGGUGAAACGGCAGACCGAGAACCUGCGUGUAGAUUACUACGUCAACAGAGACUUCAAGUCCGAGUACAAGGGCUCCAAUCUGCAGAAGCUGGAGAAGAACGUGGAGGAGGACUACGUGUCUAAUGUCAGAAACAACUGCUGGAAGGAGAGGCAGACGAAAACUGACUUGAUGUACGCUGCUAAGGUCUACAGGGACGACCGCCUGCGUAAGAAAGCUGAGCUGAUGACCAUGGAUAACUGCAGGGAGCUGGACAGACUAAAUGACCUGUUCAGGGGGGGCUGAGCCCGCCCGACGCCGCAGGCUCCCACAGAACGCUUUUAGAGGAGAUAUAUGAAUAGAUAUAUGUAUGUAAAUGUUUUUUUUUUAAGGAAAAACCAUGGAGAUGGAAAGGAGAAAAAAAUAUAUAAAAAUGAUUAGCCUUACUGUUGAAGUUCUAA